GGCUCACCGUUAGAUCAACUCUGUAUAAGCGAAUCGCGUCUAGUUUACUCCGAAGUGUCCCAAAUAAGAAAUAUUUGUGUGCUAUUACACAUAUUUUCAAGAAACAAAUGUUUACCCUUUACCAAGCAAGGCGUCCAGCGUCGCCUCAUCCGGAUUUACCGAAAAGUGUUUGCGGAGCCUGCGCUGUUUGUAAAACACGCCUGAACUCUUCUUCAGACCCAAAACUUCUGCCCUGCCUGCAUACAGUUUGUAAAGCUUGCAUUACGAAGACCUACACCGAUGAAUGCUCACACGAAUGUCCAUUGUGUGAGCAGUCCUUCCGUUUGUUUGAGAUCACGGAAUGCGUCAUUUUUGAAGAUUUGUCUCACAAUAACGAGCCUCUCAAGUGUUCUGGGUGUGAAGAAAAUGAGGUUGGUGGAUGGUGUGUUCAGUGUGAGGAGGCUCUGUGUUUGGACUGCGUGUCUGCCCAUCGUAGGGUAAAGGUGACCCGCGACCAUGAAGUCAUACCCAAAAAACCACCCACAGGUUGGAUGCAGAGAAGACGCUGUCCCUUGCACAAACAGGAGAGCUUGAAAUUCUUCUGUCUUGUCUGUGAUGAGCUUACCUGUAGAGACUGUCAGCUGAUCACCCAUAGGGGCCACAGUUUUAUGCAGGAGGAGGAAGCUGUGAGAUCUCAGAGACAACAACUGCAAAGUUUACUGGCGUCCAUCAAACAGCGCAAAGAGACAGUCAACACCAGCCUGCAGCUCCUAGAGACAAGAUUACGUGACAUUGAGAUGGUGAAGGUAGAAGCAAGAAAGAGGAUAACAAAGGUGGUCCAUUCCGUUUAUCAGACUUUAAUUCUGAGAGCUAAUGAGAUCUUAAAUGAGAUUGAGGCUCUGUAUGCGGAGGAGGUGAAAAGUUUGAUGCUGCGGAAGACAUCUCUAAACAGAAUAGAAGGCUCUCAGGACUAUGUAACUGCUUUUAUUGACAAGAUCUUAAGCACAGAGGGCCAUUGCCUUCUGGUCCACAAAAAAAGAAUUGAGACCCAGGUGAAAAAGCUUCUGUCCCAGAAGACGUGCCCACCUGAGACCAUGAUUGAACUGCACCUUCAGUUUCAGAAAGAACUCCUUGAAAGCAUCAAUAAAUGGGGAUUGAUGAGGGUUAAAAAUGUUCCUGUUCCAUUUAACUGUUCGACAACUGGUUACAAUACAUCUGUAUUUGAAAAAGCUUCAAAUCCUCCAUUAGAGAGAAUAAACUCUAAUUCUCCUGUAACUGCCAUUGAUGCAUCUGCCUCCUCAAGUUCCCUGCAGGAAAGUACCACUGCUCAGUCAAUAACCCCUUCAUCUAAAUCUCAUUCUCAGCCUCGUCUUCUACCAAAGAUGCUCAUUACACGGCAAAAAAAAAAUACACCCAAGUCAGCCAACCCUGGGAAGACCUGGACAUUACACUAUUACCCUGCCAUGCAAGUCUCCAUCCAGACACCUAUGCAGACCCACGCAGUACCAACCAACACCCAAACACCUGUACUCCUCCACCCAAUACUAGCCAACAACCAAACUGCACUUAACCUCCCAAAUCCAGUUAAAAACCAAACCCCUUUACUCACCGAGCCAAUGCUAGCUAUACCAACUGCCACUCAAUCAUCUGUACUCACCUGCCAAAUACCAGUCAACAACCAAACACCCAUACUCACUCACCCAGUACCAGUCAACAAACAAUCACCUGUGCUCACCCACCUAAUACCAGUUAAUGAUCAAUCACUUGGACUCACCCAAUCAAUACCAGCCAACAACCAAACACUUACACUCAACCACCCAGUAUCAAACAUACAAACUGACACACAAACACUUGUACUUAACCAUCCAUUGUUAACCAAUAUUCUGGGACACGUGCAUACUUUUGCAACACAACCCAAUAUUCCCUUAACUGUUGCUUCAACAAGGAACAAUUCUCAUACCAAUGAUCUUUCCAAAUUGAAUCUCUCCGUUCCAGCCUGUAACACCAUACCAAGCACAACUAUUGAUUCUUCAAUUCCUGUAAACUCAAUGCAGUCUGCUCCGAUUGGAGGCAAUGACACCUUCCAGAGUCAGAAAAUCCUGCAACAUAGCACAGACCCCAAGGCUAACCUCACUGUCAAGGCCUUUGCUGACUCUGCCUGUGAUCAAGAACCUGGUGUGAGCAGUACAAACUUCACAGAUAUGGAUCAUCCAGAGAUUAACUCCACUGUGCCAGAGACCGAUCCUGAAGAACCUUUGCCAGCCAUUGAGAAAGAUACCGUAAACUCCGCUGUCCCAUCCAACACUCAUCAGGCUCCUCUCACCACCACCAACUCCACAGAGGAAUGUUCUCUGGUACAAAGUUCCCACUCUCUGUUGAGAUCACCACCAAAGGGCGGCCAAGCUCAAACCAAUCAUUCAUCCACAGGGAACUACUCUGGACCAAAACGAUGGAGUGAUGGCAUGCCAACAAGUUUCAGGCAAAUUUUGGAGGGAACACACAGACCUUUUAGCUUGAUAGACAAUUUAAAUGCCAAAUCUCCAGUGGAUUCAAAUCCUUGUAGCACGUCAGAGGCCAUUGGAAGGGAGGUUACAACACAUGACAAGACUGCCCAAAGUUAUUUUUACCAGAUGAUAUCAAAAAAGGAAGAUGUAGAAUCUGCAGUGAUGCUAGAACACACCAAGCAAUUCAAGAGAUUUCUGCAUGUAACCCUGGUGCGCCUGCCCAUCUCUCUCCCUCCAUGUGGGCAGCCACUACCACAGUUCCACCUUACUACGGAUUCCUUCACAGACCACAUCUUAGUUCAAGAAACACAGGGGGGACAGAUUAAGCAGUUGUGGCGAUGGCAGGAAGAUCUAAUAAAACCUAGAGCUUCACCUCUAUCUACAUCCCAAAGUAUCGACAGCCCCCUGGUGUCUGAAGUACAGUUCUGUACUGUGUGCCAGUCGGCAGGAGCCACACAUUUGUGUGCAAAAUGUGGACGUGCUUUUCACUCUGACUGUCACAUCCCCCUGAUCUUCAUAAUACCUUGUGAGGAAUGGGUGUGUUUGCUGUGUCAGGAUGUAAAUGAUGAGACCGUUGUAUAUGGCAGUAUGCAGAUGAUGUCCAGUCUGAGUCCGCAGGAUCAAAGAAAGUGUGAGAAGAUUCUCCUUAGUCUCCUGUGUGAUGAGAACAGGUGUCUGCUCUACAGUGCUACCAAGCAUCACUCAAAAACAGCAGAAUUUGAUAUAGUACUUGGUCGAUUCCUGGGGAAAAGGAAGCCUCCUUAUCGGACUGCUGCUGAACUGGUGUCAGAUGUGUGGACACUUUUUGACAUCCUGACAACAAAACCUGAGAGGAGAGACUUGGUUGUCAGACUGCAAACAGCUUUUCAGCAACAGCUGAAUGAGUCUUUUGGGAAGAGUCUCCAUGCUUCUCUCCUGAGAUACUCAAGUGAGUCCAGUGACAAGGAAUCAAGAAACACCUCAGAUACACAGACUGAAAAAGAGAAGCACAAAAAAACUUUAAAACGGAUGAGACAUUUUUCCUCAACAAACUGUGGUACAGCAACAAAGAAACACUGCACUGAGAGAGAAGGUUGUGGGAACUCUACAUCUAGUGAUCACUAAAUGUAUGAACUGAAUGCAUGAAGUGCAUUGAAAUCUCAUUAAUACUUUCUGUAUAUCUUCUCUUCUUCUUCUUCCUUCUCUUGUGAAGAAGAAACUAGUUAACUUUAUUUAUUAUUGUAAUUUAUGGUUUGUUUAUUUGUCUUUUAAGUACAAUACAUAUUAAAAAGAAAGUGUAGCUUCUUGUCCAAGGUCACACUUAAUUCACUGUUCAUUUCAUAUCCAGAGCUGCUACAUCUAUUUGUACAUUUGUGGUUGCACAUGUCUACAGAUUGAUGUUGUUACGCAGUUCUGCUGGCAGAGGGCACCUUUGUGCUAUUUUGUUUAUACUGGUCAAAGUUGCCUUAUUUAUUUGUGAUGUUUAAUAAAUGUGACAUAAGAGGUUAUAUAGCAUUUAGAUACAUGUAAUAAAUUGACAAAUUUUAAUAUAAAGUUUUGUUGAAAUUUGGAAGUUGAAAAAAAAACAGUUUUUGAAAA
Messenger RNA from Xyrauchen texanus (razorback sucker), 4061 nucleotides. RefSeq names its product tripartite motif containing 33, like (gene trim33l). Gene Ontology annotation, cellular component: nucleoplasm; chromatin. The record is from RefSeq and is a predicted model, not a curated record. Lineage: Eukaryota; Metazoa; Chordata; Actinopteri; Cypriniformes; Catostomidae. Gene Ontology annotation, molecular function: ubiquitin-protein transferase activity; zinc ion binding. The coding region runs from base 108 to 3587 and encodes 1159 amino acids. Gene Ontology annotation, biological process: positive regulation of DNA-templated transcription. The transcript has 17 exons.